This is a messenger RNA of Microcebus murinus (gray mouse lemur), 7758 nucleotides long. NCBI's taxonomy places the organism in Eukaryota, Metazoa, Chordata, Mammalia, Primates, Cheirogaleidae. The record is from RefSeq and is a predicted model, not a curated record.
CUCCUGUCCUUUGCUGACAGUUCCUCAAGAAAAAUUAGAUCUUGGCUAGGAAGAUAGGAGGGUUGCUGCUCAGCUUCCUUCCAGUCUUCCAUCUAAAUAAGUUGACCACUGGAGAGAUUUGACCUCUGAGGAGUAUAUGAGAGUUUCCAUCUAGAAAAGCACCUAAUAGUCUCAUCUUCUCCCUUCCUGUUUCUUGUUCAGUUCUGGGUCUUUGAAAUCUUGCAUUAAAGUUUUCUUUUAUAAGAUAGGGAAUCAUCAAAGUCCAGAAUCUUCAGAAAAAGCAGGAAAAAGGUGCCAGGAAAUCCUCCUAGCAAAGCCUGGACUGUGUUCUUAUAGAGCUUUGCCUUUCCACCUAAGGUCACUGGCUGGGUGCUCUCCUACCUGGCCAUUAGGAGAUACCGUCUCUUCUGUAUCACAGCAAGGCCAAGUGGAAGGCUUCAUCCCAUCUGGGCUUUCCUGUUUUCUCCUCUCUCUUUAAGGGCCAUGGGUGGGCUGCCUAAGUUCCUAAGUACGUCCACGUGAUCUUGGAAGCUACCUGUUCGUGGUGGUCUAUGACAUAGGGAGGAAAAGUGUGUUUAUGUUCCUUAAUUCAGGUGAAUGUGGCUCUCUCUGUGUUUUGUGUGGGCAUGUCUGUGGAAACAGGUACAUGUGUGCUUUCCAGACCAUACUCCAGUUACCUAGAAUUGUAUGUUUUUGGUAGGCCUCUAGAAGCAGGUGCCCCUGUGUAAGGACCUGGAGAAGGUGGCGGUUAGGAUGCCCAUCUGAGAGGAAAGGAUUGGCUGGCUUCCUGCUGGCCAGUGGGAGCCUUUAUAACUGUGUGUGUGAUAGUCAUCUCUAGCAGCAGGGCAGCCUAGUCUCUGAUUGGGACCACUUCUAGAUCUAAUAAGAAAGCUUCAUUUCUGAUACCUAUAGUCUCAAAAGGAUGAGGAUUCUUGACUCCUAACUCCAGAACUCCCUCUUCUGCCUUUUAAAAAAGAGACUGCUCUGGUGUAACAGCAGCCCGUUUCUUACAAAGCACUUUGCCAUAUGCUGGAGUGCCCCUUCUUGAGUGGCUCAGAGUGAACCAUAUCACGACAGCUCCAGGUAUACCACUGCCACAGUGCUUAAUUGGCCCUGCUUGGACUGAGCUCCCCUAAUGCUCUUUGCCUUUAUGGAAUCAGUUAGAAGCAGGUGGCUAUUGGGUUGGCUUAUCUGUGAUUUAGAGAGUGCUAUUUUCCAUAUCAUGUCUUAUGACUACACCUAGUUCCUGCUGAAAGAUAAGAGAUAAUAUUCCCCCAUUCCCUCAUCCUUGGAGUUCUCCUGAUGCUAGCAUUGGCACUGGAGCGAUGCUAUCUCCAAAGGAAAAGUUUGAGAUUCUGACCUCCUGAAAACCAUUGCAGACUCAGUGCAGGCUUUGCAACCCAAACCAUUGCAGGUUUUUGCCUUCCACUCUUACCUCUAUGGUCUGUCAGUUUUCUAAUUUUAAAUUUCUAGUACUCUCUAUUUUCCCCUUUCAAAAAUAAUAAUAGCUAUACUUAUAUGGCACUUACACAGUGCUUUAAAAAUAUUAACUUGAGGUAAUCCUCACAGCAACCCUUUGUAGUUACAUUUAUUGUCUCUGUUUUGCAGAUGAGGAAACCAAGGAACAGAGAGGUCAAGUACCUCCUGUCUGAGGUUGCACAGCCAGUAGAUAGUAGAGCUGAGAUUGAAACCCAGAAAGCCUGACUCCUCAUGUGGUGAACUUAGCCACUAUCCUCUUAGCUUUCACAUUCUGUACAGGGCAGGAAGCUGUCACUCCUCAAUACCUGAUGUUGGCCCUAUACAGAGAACAAUUACUCGCCUUUCGGAUAAAAUGGGUAGAAAACUGUGCCCAGUGUUUUGGAUCUCAUGAUUUCAUCUGGGCUCGGUCUUUUCCUCCCUCAGAAGGUCUUUCUGUUUGAUUUUCUCUGCCUUUCUCACAGUACUGUAGUCUUCAUUAGACAUCCAUGGAUGUGAUGGAGCCUGCCCUUUGGCUGCCUUUCCUGGUUUCUCUGGGUAUUUCCUUUUAGUCUUCCAGCACACAGAGAAGAAUGUGGCCUGACUCAGGUUCUGCCCAAUCCUGGUGGCACAAGGCCCACCUGGAGAGUGAGGUCUGGGUAACUAGGUUGGUUGGACUGAGAAAUGGAAGUACCUCUUGUUUGCCUUUCUAAUAAUGGCCCUGAACAUUAGCCUCAUGCCAUUAUUUUGGGGAGCGUGGAAUGUGAGGCAGCCAAGAGCUCAUUAAGCUUCAUUCACUUCCCUCCAGGAAUGAAGCUCUGGCAGAGUGUAUGACUUCAUCUCUUUUAUUGAAGGGGGAAACUGAGGCAUCAGACUUCAUCAGGGAGCAAAGGAUGGUUAGGGACACUCAGUUUCAGGUUGUGAAUAGAACCAAGGAACCUCAGUCUCUGAGGUUCUACACACUGGGCUUCCCUUCGUGAAUGGGGAAGUGAAGGGGGUGAGGAAGUGGGAUAGGUUGAAGGAGAAUGGUGCAGAGAGAUCCGAAGGAUCAGAGGCUGCAGGCUUCUUGUAGCUGGUAAGAUUGGAAUAAUUUUGGGUGCUGAGGCUGUAUCGGGAGGGCCGACUGGGAGGGUGCUGAGGAAAGGUUAAAUUUAACCUCAGUGUCCUAACCUGGUGCUGGGGUAAGUAAGGGUAGGGAAGGGCAUAGAACAACUAGCAAAAGGCCGAGAGUGCUUCCCUUUCAGGAAUUCACUGUGAUUGGCAUGUGCCAAGGGGGUUCUGUAAGCCCUCUACACACUUUAAAUCUACUCUCAUGCCCCAUUCAGUGUUGGAAGAUUUGUUUCAAAUGAAAAAUCAACUGAAAGGCCUCUGUGCUCUUAAGAUAAAAUUUCCUAGGGAUCUUUAGCAGGAGAUAAUAGGGAAUAGGGUAAAACUUUACAGAUCUCCCAUCUGGGGAGGACCCAGGAGAAAAACUGCCCAUUGGCAUGCUACUGUUCUGCUGGGAGGACCCAGCCUCAGAACUGUGAUCAUGCCAGGAGCACCCUGCUAUAGCCGAGGCUGGGGUGUUUUGACGUAGUAGUGCUGGAAGGUGUGAGGCUCCUGGAAUGAUUAAGUGUUCCUAUUAGUUUCCAAGUUUCCAUGGUUUAAGGCAAGGUGGUAGUAGGAUGAAAAGGAGGAUGGUGGGGAGAGGAGCUAAGGAUAAAGGGGAAACUCUUCAUUGCCUGAUGCUAUUUAUAAACAUGUCUCCCCCGCCUUUUUUUCUCCUAACAAUUCUUGGGUUGCAGUUGGGUCCCUCGCUGCCCAGGCCCCUUAGGCACUUCCUUCAGCCUUGUGGACUGGGUGUGUUGCUGGUAGGAGCACAGGGCUGGGUACCUGUGUGUACACGCAGAUUGCAUGGGUGGGGCCGUAGGGGAGAGGGGAAUGAGUGGGAAUGCUGACCUUUAGGAGGAAGGGGCAAGUGUCAAGGGCAGAAGAAUCACUUCCUAGGAUAGAAGAGUGAGUUGAGAGCCUGGAAGAUGUGCUGGGGUUAGGAGAAACGGACCUGGUCAUAUCUGGGAUUGAAGUUUGAACUGCACAGUGUGUGGAUCUUUGUGUAAUUGUAUGUAUAUUCUUGCGCACAUAUCUGGCUGUGGAUUUUAGAGAUCACCUACAUAAUGUGUGUCUGUCCAGGAUUCUGAACUCUGAGGCAAUCUAGCCCUGGCUCCUCAAGAGAAAUGCCUUGGUGGGACUUAGGGAGAAAUGCUAGCUGGAAUCUGGCAGCUAUACAGGCAUAAACCUGUUAGGCAGCAAGAGCUUAGGGGGUUGCUGGCAUCAGCGCCAGGGGAGUGCCAAAUGGCUACCUAGUGGUUCCUGCCAGCCUUUCCAGACCCUGUGAUACAGAUAUCAUCCGUCAUUCUUCACCUUCCCCCACCAAGACGUCACUCCAGCUCUACCUCUCUGCCAGCAAGAGCGCUCGGGAGGUGUGGAGGUGUGGGUGGCAGCAGGGUGUGCAAACAUCAGGCGUGGGCGGUCUGGCAGCUCCAGGAGUUUGCAUGGAGGUGCAGUGAGCUGCGUGCCUGGCUGGGAAGGAGGGAGGGAAGAGGAGGGUGGAGAAGGGGAGCCAGCUCUUAGCCCCAGUGUGGCUAUUUUUAGCCAGGCUAUCUGAUUGUUACUGGUGCACACACAGCUGGGUGUCUCCCUGGCUCAGUGAAGCCCAGCAGGCUGAGAGGUAGGAGGUCCUUGUUGAUGACUUCUUCCUGGUGUUGGUGUCUGUGGGCGGGAGCAUGCAAGGGAUAGCUUUACAGGUGUGAGGACAGCUGUGCACUCAGGAUCUAUUACCUCUGUGUGUGACUCUGUGCAUUACCAACAGAACCCAAAAGUACUAUGGCUUCGGACCUAGAGAGUAGCCUCACCUCCAUAGACUGGCUCCCCCAGCUGACCCUCCGAGCUACCAUUGAGAAGCUUGGGAGUGCCGCCCAGGCUGGGCCUCCCGGGAGCAGCCGCAAGUGUUCACCAGGCUCACCCACAGAUCCUAAUGCCACCCUGAGCAAAGAUGAGGCAGCAGUCCACCAGGAUGGCAAACCACGGUACAGCUAUGCCACCCUCAUCACCUAUGCCAUCAACUCCUCUCCUGCCAAGAAGAUGACCCUCAGUGAGAUUUACCGCUGGAUCUGCGAUAAUUUCCCCUAUUAUAAGAAUGCCGGCAUUGGUUGGAAGAAUUCAAUUCGGCACAACCUUUCUCUCAACAAGUGUUUCCGGAAGGUGCCCAGACCUCGGGAUGACCCUGGAAAGGGUUCCUAUUGGACAAUCGACACCUGCCCUGACAUUUCCCGAAAGAGAAGACACCCUCCGGAUGAUGAACUAUCCCAAGACUCACCAGAGCAGGAGGCAAGCAAGAGCCCGCGGGGAGGCGUUCCAGGGAGUGGAGAAGCCUCACUGCCUCCCGAGGGGAAUCCGCAGAUGUCCCUUCAGAGCCCCACAUCCAUCGCUGGCUACAGCCAGGGCACCGGACCUGUGGAUGGCGGAGCAGUGGCAGCAGGGGCUUCAGGCCGAGAAAGUGCUGAGGGUCCCCCUCCCCUCUAUAACACCAACCAUGACUUCAAAUUCUCCUACUCAGAGAUCAAUUUUCAGGAUCUAAGCUGGUCCUUCCGCAACCUCUACAAAUCCAUGCUGGAGAAAUCCUCCUCUUCCUCUCAGCACGGCUUUUCGUCUCUCCUCGGGGACAUGCCACCCUCUAACAACUACUACAUGUACCAGCAGCAGCAGCCGCCGCCUCAGCAGCAGCAGCAGCAGCAGCAGCAGCCACCGCCACAACCACCUCCCCAGCAAUCCCAGCCACAGCAGCAGCCGGCGCCAGCCCAGGGCCCCUCAGCUGUAGGGGCUGCUCCUCCACUGCACACCCCAAGCCCAGAUGGUUGCACCCCACCAGGGGGAAAGCAAGCUGGGGCUGAAGGCUACGGGCCUCCCCCUGUGAUGGCCAUGCAUCCGCCCCCACUGCAGCAUGGAGGCUACCACCCUCAUCAGCACCACCCCCACCCCCACCCUGCCCAGCAGCCACCACCUCCACAGCCACAGGCGCAGGGCCAGGCUCCCAUCAACAGCACUGGCUUUGCCUUUCCUCCUGACUGGUGCUCUAAUAUUGACUCCUUGAAGGAAAGCUUCAAGAUGGUGAAUCGGCUCAAUUGGUCCAGCAUUGAGCAGUCACAGUUCUCGGAACUGAUGGAGAGUCUACGACAGGCAGAGCAGAAGAACUGGACCCUCGAUCAGCAUCACAUUGCCAAUCUGUGUGACUCCCUCAACCACUUCCUCACUCAGACUGGUCACGUGCCCCCGCAAGGGGGACCGCACCGGCCACCAGCCCCAGCCCGUAUCGCUGACUCCUGUGCUCUCACCAGUGGCAAACAGGAGCCAGCCAUGAACCAAGGUACUGCACAAGUGAACUCUUAUGGGCACCCACAAGCUUCCCACCUCUAUCCUGGCCCCUCACCAAUGUACCCAAUCCCCACCCAGGACUCAGCAGGAUACAAUCGCCCAGCACACCAUAUGGUCCCUCGGCCACCGGUCCCACCUCCUGGUGCCAACGAGGAGAUCCCUGAUGACUUCGACUGGGACUUGAUCACUUAGUGCAUCACAGAGUGUGGACCUCAGCCCAGGCCCAAGUGGUGAAAUCUGGCAGUGGGGAAAGAGCAGCCCCAGCCCGUCCCGCCCUGCUGCCUGUAUAUAGAUAUAUAUCCUCUUUUUGUUCUUUCUCUGUCAGAGAAGCCACCGCAAGAUGCUGCCGAAGAUAACCCCCUCUUUCCUGCCUCGUCUCUUUUCCUUCCUGUUUUUUCCUAAUUCUUUUAUUAUUAUUCUUAUAUUAUUAUUAUUAUUAUUAUUGGUUAUAUACUAUCCCCAGUCCCCUGUCCCUACACCAUGGACCAUGCCCACCCUUUGCUAACUUAAAAUCAUCAGGUUUGAAGAUGAGACCAUGAUAGCUACAGAGAAAGGUUUCAAACUCCAAUGUAUCUUUCUCUCUAAGAAACUCAAUACCGAUCCCACCUUUUGGCCCUAAAUUGCUUUCUGUUUCUGUCAGUUUCAGGCCACAACUGGAGGGCCACAUUAUCAAGUGGAAGGGGUCUGAAUCACUGCUUGGCAGCCAUGAAUUUGCAGGUUUUACUAAAUGGUGCUAAUUCUGUCCUCUGAGCUCUUCCUUGUCCCUUUAUGCCUUCAGUCCUUACUUCUGCCAAUCCUCGUUUCCCACCGAGGGUCAGAAUGAUGAUGGUGCAGGAGGAUGACAGGAAAAUCCGAGUGGAAUUAGAGACCAGUGUUGGGUUGAGUAGAAUGCUGCAGAGAAGUGAUGGAAUGUAAAUCAGUGUGAACUUUGGUGUCACACUGAAUGUAAAUCAGUAUGAACCCUGCCAUGCAAGCAUCCAUUGGCUGAUUCCUAGCCUGUUCUCUAGGAGAUAGGAUUGAUUUUAGCCCAAACUCUGCUUCUAGGAUAGGGGAUGAGGACAACUACUUGGCAUGGGUUCAGCCUUUUGGAGAUGAUUUCAACUUUACCAUGUUGGCUUUUUAAAAAUAAUUUUUUUCUGAAAAUUAACUGUGGCCCUUAGAAAUGGGUCAGAAAUAUUUCAUUUAUUUAAGUGUACAGACAGAUGCUUCUCUUGGAGUCCAGAUCAUUGGGGCUGAAGCUUUUGCAAGCAGGCGUUUGAGGGUGAAGGCAAUUGGUAGAGGGGAGUAAAUAAUCUAGAGGCAAGAAAGAAUUCACUGAGGGCUAAGGGGGACUCCCAGAAACAGGUAGAGGGAUAACUUACCUCCUUUAACAAGGGGUGGCUAUGAUUUAUUGCUGCAAAGUAGUUAGUGUAUAUUUAAGGUCAGUUGUUGAAUUUUAGUUACAAGAGGGAAGAAUAAUUUUACUUCUGUUUUUAUUUCACUAAAUUUUCACUUUCUGAAAGCUGCGGGGCAAAAUGUAUGGAAAGGACAAGGCCACUCUCUCUGUGAUUUCUGCUUUUUGUUCAUAUUCUUUUAUUUACCCAUGAUUUGCAAGAGAUUUGGCUUUCUGCUCUCCUACUUUUUCCCUUCAUCUACCCCUCUCCUUUUUAUGGAAGGGGGUUAUAUAUGAGAGGUUGUUGAAGAAGUCCAGUGAGGCUGAAGUAAAGGGUCAAGAUAGGGCAGUUAACUAAAGAGCACUUUAUUUCUUUGAAGCCUUUGUAAACAAGAAAUGGGGGUGCGAGUGGCUUGAAUCUCCUGUGAUGUGGGAGGGCACUUAGUGGGAUUGAUGUGUGACAUAAUAUUUCCCAUUGGGGAAAGGAGAAUUUCUCUUAGAGGGGGGCAAAAUGCCUUUGC